This is a messenger RNA of Ambispora gerdemannii, 551 nucleotides long. The record is from the annotation of a GenBank genome assembly. NCBI's taxonomy places the organism in Eukaryota, Fungi, Glomeromycota, Glomeromycetes, Archaeosporales, Ambisporaceae.
AUGCAUAAAAAUUUCCAGUUGGCGCGCAACUACUCCUUGUUUGAAGCUAUCGAAAGAAGAAUUAAUAACUAUUUCGAAAGAUCAGACAUUAUUUCUUCUCAAGAGAGAAAAGUCGGAGUUGUCAGACAAGAAAAGUCGGAAAUAUUGGUUGAAAUGGAAAAACUUUGGUAUGUAGCUGAAAGGCGUACACAAUCACUAUUACAAAUGAGGCACUCGUGUAAUGUACGUGGGGCAUUAGAAUUUAUUCGCGCACAGAUUACUGAGCCAAAUGACAAGUCCUUGGUGCUUUUGUCUCGGGAUGAAGAUUUUACCAAAAACUUAAAGAAAGCGUGUGAAGAUAAUUUUCUUCGGUAUGAUGAUGUUCGAAGAAGUUUAGGUGGUCUCUACUAUACUGCAUCAAAAUCCUUCCAUGGACAUGAAAACGAAAUUAUUAUUGAUUCACGAACCUGGAUAUCAAAUGAGGUUUUCUUACUCGGCGUGAUAUUUCGACAUACAAAAUUUCGUUCUCAUAUUGCGAUACAGAUGGCAAACUGGUUGAAUAUCUUUAUAAG